UCUGAUUUAUUUGAGAGAGAAAUUAACCACCAUGGCUGAUCCAGCAACUCUAAUAAUUGGUUUGCUUUCAAAUUUGGCACCUGCGAUUAAGGAUGAUUUCUCUUUGUUUUGGAAUUUUAAGAAGGAUGUUGAAAAACUGUCGAGCACGCUAUCUGCAAUUAAUGCCGCACUUGAACAUGCUGAGAUAAAGGACGUGUGGAAGAAGGACAGACAAACUGAAGAUUGGUUGCGGAAGCUGAAAGAUGUGGCAUAUGAGGUUCGAGACAUCAUGGAUGAGUGCACCUUUGAAGAUCUUCGUCUUCAAGUCAAAAGGCUUAAUCCCUCCUCCUCCUCCUCUUCAACCCGGAUCCAGGUAACCAACUCAUGUAUCACCCUUCCUUUUAGCAACUUUUGGUUGCGUCGUGAAAUUGGUUCCAAAAUUAAGGAUGUUCAAGAGAAACUAAAACAGAUUUAUUCUGAGCGCAAAAAUUUACAUUCGCCUGAACCUAUUCAUGACUCGAAAAUAAAAGACAAGUUUACUAGUAGUUGGAGAGAAACCAUGUCUCUUUCUAGUAGUCCAAUAUAUGGGAGAGACAAGGAGAAGAAAGAAAUUAUUGAUAUUUUACUCAAUAAUAGUACAUCUAGUACGGUUAGUGUUGCUACAUCUGUUCUGCCUAUUGUUGGGAUUGGGGGUCUUGGUAAAACGACACUUGUUCAAAUGGUCUUCAAUGAUUAUGAAGUUUCUAAGCAUUUUGAUCUCAAAUUAUGGGUUUGUGUUUCUGAUGAAUUUGAUAUUAAGUUGAUCAUCAAAGCCAUCAUAGGAGCAAAUAAUGAAACUUCUUUGGAGAUAUUGCAGAAAAUGAUUCAAGAUAAAUUGAGAGGGAAAAGAUAUUUGAUUGUAUUGGAUGAUGUUUGGAAUGAAAACAAAAAUGCAUGGAAUCAGUUGAGAUCUAUAUUAGAUUGUGGAUUAAACGGUGCGUUCGUCCUUACCACGACACGUAAAAAAAAUGUGGCGGAAAUCAUGAAAACGAUUACACAUUUUGAGUUACCGUCGCUUAGUGACGAUGAUUGUUGGCUACUAUUCAAAGAACGUGCAUUUGAGGAUGGAAAACCAAAAGAUUCAAACUUCAUUAAUAUUGGUAAACAAAUAUCUAAAAGAUGUAAGGGUGUUCCUUUAGUUGCCAAAACAUUGGGAAGUCAACUGGGGUUUUGUGAUGACGAAAAAGAAUGGCAUAGAAUAAGAAAUAGUGAGAUAUGGGAAAUAUCCGAAAAUGAAGAAGAUCUCUUGCCUAUUCUAAGGUUGAGUUACUAUGACCUCCCUUAUCAUUUGAGAAGAUGCUUUGUGUUUUGUGCUGUAUUUCCCAAGGAUACUCUAAUUGAAAAGGAGAAAUUAAUUCAAUUGUGGAUGGCACAUGAUUUAAUUCCUACAGCUAAAAAGCAAAAUCUGGAAGAUGCUGGGAAUAGAAUUUGGAAGGAGUUGUGUUGGAGAUCCUUUUUUCAAGAUGAAAAAGAGAACAAAGAUAAAUUUUAUACAUGUAUGAUGCACGAUCUUAUGCACGAUCUUGCCCGAUCUGUUAUGAAAGAUGAAUGUUAUACGAUGAAGGCUAAUAGCUCAAGUGAUGGUUUAGAACGAGAAAUUCGUCAUGUAACAGCAACUGUUGAUAAGUUAAACCAAACAUCAGUUUGUUCUCUUAAGGAAAUUAGAGGGUUGCAAUCAAUAAUGCUCAAUUGCACAGAUUAUGAUAGAUAUGUUGUCGGGUGGGGGAUUUUGAGUGUCUUGAAGGAACUUCUGCCUUUACGUGUCCUUGAAGUAAGACGAUGUUGGUACGAUGAAAAUUUGAGUUAUGUGAGUCGUCUAAAGCAUCUUAGAUACUUAGACAUUUCCUACAGUGAUGAGAUAACAACACUGCCUAAUAGUAUUUGUGAUCUCUUCAACUUACAGACUCUGAAACUCAAUUAUUGUUUUGAGCUUACAAGUUUGCCUAAAAAUAUGAGGAACUUUAUUAACUUGAGACAUCUUUAUUUGGAGGGUUGUUAUAAAUUAACGUAUAUGCCUAGAGGAAUGGGGCAAUUAAAACAUCUCAAGACGUUAAACUUGCUUGUGAUAGGCAAGGAGGAGAGUGACUGUCAACUAGACGAAUUAAAAGAAUUGGAUAUCUGCGGAUUUUUAAAAAUUGUGAACCUUGAAAGAGUUAGUGAUGCAUCUAUUUCAAGAGGGAUAAGUAUGGCUAAAAUGUCGAGUAUCACUAACCUGGAGUUGGAUUGGGGUUAUACAUAUGGUGAUGAUGCUGAUGGACAUGAGAAAAUUUGUGAAGCUCUAGAGGUUUCAACUGAGAGGCUGAAGAUAUUGAAAAUGAUUGGUUACAAAGGUGUGAAUCCUCCUAAAUGGGUGGGAAAGUCAUCUCCUCCUGUAACAAGUCUUGAGCAAAUGGAGAAUGUGAAUACUAUUGCUAGUAGUAGAGAUGACAAUGAAAUGAUAGUGCUAUUCCCUUUGCUAGAGGAAUUGGAGAUUAAUAAGAUGAAGAAUUUGAGAGAAUUGGUGUCUCUUACUAUUCCUAGUACUGGAGCAUUCCCUAAUCUAUGCAAGCUAGGGAUAUAUAAUUGCCCAAAGCUAGGGGCCUUGCCGUCGCAUCUCAAUGCACUUAAUGAUGUAACUAUUGAAGGUGAAUGUUCGGAUGAGUUGUUAUAUAGCAUCUCAAAUCUUAGUGCUCUGACUCAUCUCAAAGUUUAUAAGAUGAAUGAAAGAAGUGCUUUAUUUGGAGCUGGUAAAGCAUUAAUGUUUGAUGAUGAGAUACCAUCGUCCUCAAGUCAAAUCCUUAGGGACAAUAAUGAAGCACAAUUAGGAGGAGUACGAUCAACUUUCCAAUCUCUUCAACAUCUGAAAAUUGAGAACUGCAAGAAGUUAAGGCGUUUGUUUGAUGAGGGAAUGAUAAUGGAAGAAGAGAGUACUAAUGGCUGCGAGAAGCAACAAAAGCAUCAUCUUCAAGCAGAAAGAACAAGAGCUGUCACCAACCUCACCAACUCUCUCAGGGAAUUGUAUAUUGAGAAUUGUCCGGAGUUGAUGAUAUCACUUGAAGAAUUUGGAAACCUCAAUGUUAAUAAUAAUUCACUACAGAGGUUGACUAUCAUUGAUUGUCCCAAGUUGGUGUCUUCAGAAGAAUUCGUCAAUUGUAUGGCUCUCCUACGAUCCCUUCGAGCAAGACUUGGUCGUAUCUACUUCGAUGUAGAUAUUCUAUUAGAAGAGGAAGCGAAAGCAAAUUCGGAGGAAAAUUGAAAAUUGGUGUCUUCAAAAGAAUCAG
Messenger RNA from Impatiens glandulifera, 3278 nucleotides. RefSeq names its product putative disease resistance protein RGA1. Gene Ontology annotation, molecular function: ADP binding. Bases 32 to 3253 code for a protein of 1073 amino acids. NCBI's taxonomy places the organism in Eukaryota, Viridiplantae, Streptophyta, Magnoliopsida, Ericales, Balsaminaceae. The transcript is spliced from 2 exons. Gene Ontology annotation, biological process: defense response to other organism. The record is from RefSeq and is a predicted model, not a curated record.